Corylus avellana is the source of this 990-nucleotide messenger RNA. RefSeq names its product Chloroplast-targeted copper chaperone protein. The record is from RefSeq and is a predicted model, not a curated record. Lineage: Eukaryota; Viridiplantae; Streptophyta; Magnoliopsida; Fagales; Betulaceae. Gene Ontology annotation, molecular function: metal ion binding.
AGCAGCCUGGUUUGAAGUUAUUCUCAUUUCUCAAUCAUCUCCAAGCAUGAAAGGAAUGGAUCUUUUCUGUGCAUCUCCAGCCUCCACAGCCAUAUGCUCUAGCAUGGAGCUCCGUUCCAUGGUCCGACAUGGCCCCAGACCGAUUGAGCGCCGCCGCAAUCCUCCACAUAUCCAUGAUCGAAGAAAAAGCCAAGUACCCCAUGUCCCUUGUUCAUCUCAAUUUCCCAUCAAUCCUAAGCCUUAUUAUGAAAAGUAUAGGCGGAGCUCCGCCAAUCAAAGUGAUUUACGUAGAAAAAGCUCCGCCAACGUCAUAAAUGAUCUGAAUACUACUCCUCCUGGCUCCUCUAGAUAUCUCCUAAGUGACUCACCCUUCAUCGACUGGUUAUCCGAGUCGUCUGAGCCCGGCGCCGCUGCAUUGGUUCCUGCUGAGCCGGCGAAGCCUCGGCGCCUGAUCAGCUCAAACGACUCUCCUCCUUUAAAAUCCUCUUUCUCAGCUCGCUCCCAUGAUCAGGUCGUGGUUUUGUGGGUGUCACUGCAUUGUAAGGGAUGUGAAGGAAAAGUCAGAAAACAUAUUUCAAAAAUGGAAGGAGUGAGAUCAUAUAGUAUAGAUUUGGCGACAAAGAAAGUGACAGUAAUUGGGGACGUGACACCUUUAGGUGUACUCGCGAGUGUGUCCAAGGUGAAAAAUGCACAGCUUUGGCCGACUCCAACAUCUACAUCUACAUCAUCAUCAUCCCCAUCACCAUCUUCCCGAUGGUCAGCAUGAGCAGUUGCAAAUAAAACUGGAGUUUCUAUUUAACUUUUUAUGUACAAGUUUGGAAUCCCACUAAGGGUGUGUUUGUAUGCUUUGAUUUGAUAAACUUAUCAUGUUUCAAUUAGUAUGUGAUGUAAAUUAUAUAUAUAUAUGUAAAAACUCUUUCUUUUUUUCUACGGGAUUGGAAUCAUCAGAAACUUGGUUGUUCAGAGAUCAGAGAAGAAAGUAAAAGUGAU